AUGGCUACGAGCCAAAAGAAACAUACAGAUGCUUCCUGGCCUCACCAGCUACACAUGUACCAUCGAUAUAAGCACCAGCGAGCAACCCAACACCUUGUGGACCUAUACGAAGCGGAUAGAAACAACCCCGAUGAAACACAAGCUGAACAGGCACGGUCAGCCAUCCGACAUAUCGAGUCGAUCAAUUCACGAAUCAGAGAUCUUAAUAAGGAAUUUGAUCUGCCAGUCGACCUUGGUGUUAUUGACUACGCCGCUUUCAUUUACGGCUGGAACCAGAAAGGAGAUCGGGACUUCCUAAAGGAGCAACUUGAAAGAUUUUGUGAAAGGAAGCAGUACAUGAGAGGCUGGAGCCGUCUUCCACCUGUUCACGAUUAUGAAUAUCCUAUCUCCCAGGAUAAACAGCGCCACGAGCCGUGGGAUGCCGUGGUCCAUUGGCUCAGCCUAAUCUGGAGUUUGCUUAGACAGCAUCCCAAGUUGGAAGUUAUCGAUGAUCUGGAGGAAAUGCUGCUUAGAUACACUGGAAACGAACAGUCCUCAGCAAUCUCCAUGGGAUCUGAUUGCCAAUUCGAUGUUUUGGGGGCGCUGGUCUCUUUGCAUGAAAUGAGCAGGCUUCUCGAUUUGACGGGAAUUAGGGCUUGUCCUUCCAACACAGAGUGGGCUUAUGAGCAUCAAAGGCAGCAAUUGCGCUGUAUGUGCGAAUUUAAUGGGUGCCCUUCCGAAUGGAUUCCGGCCGCCUUGGCACAACGGAAGUAA
Molecule: messenger RNA, 753 nt
Organism: Aspergillus pseudoviridinutans
Lineage: Eukaryota; Fungi; Ascomycota; Eurotiomycetes; Eurotiales; Aspergillaceae
Exons: 1
Coding region: 1-753 (250 amino acids)
Source: RefSeq, a predicted model, not a curated record